Lucilia sericata (common green bottle fly) is the source of this 5474-nucleotide messenger RNA. RefSeq lists its product as uncharacterized. The transcript is spliced from 4 exons. Lineage: Eukaryota; Metazoa; Arthropoda; Insecta; Diptera; Calliphoridae. Bases 311 to 4318 code for a protein of 1335 amino acids. The record is from RefSeq and is a predicted model, not a curated record.
UUUCCCAAAUAGAAGCAAGCAAACAGAAAAAAAUUACGCAAAUAUUUAUUAAUAAUGUUAAAACGAAAAAGCAAUUUUUUAUAUAAAAAUAAAAAAAUUUCAAAAUUAUUAAAGCUUUACUUUGAGUUACAAGCAAAAAGUUGUAUAUGAAAUUUAAAAGAAGAAAACAAAACAAGAAUUUAUUUAAGUUUUUUUUGUUAAAAGUUUAAUAAUAAAACUGUGAUCUCAUAAAAGGAAGAAAAGAAUUGCAAAAAAAAAAAAGGUUAAAAGUGAUUUUUGGGGAACUUUUUCUUAUACAAGAAACUAAAUUAUGACGGAUGCUUUAAAAUUGGCUGAAAUGCAACGCACAAAUAUUGAAUUUGAACGUCAAAGACAUUUGGCAAAUUGGUUAAUCAAAAGUAGUCCUCAUAUGGCAACGCCAACAGCAACAACAACAACUACAGCAAUACAACAACAACAACAACAGCAACAACAUCAAGCCUCUAAUACAUCAAGUAAUAACUGUGGAACAGCAACAACAGCUUUAACUGCAGCUACAGCAGCAAUCAGCAACAAUACAACAACGUCAACCGCAGCAGCAGCAACAAAUCCAUCAUCAUCAUCAUCAUUAAUACCAGCAACAUCAUUAUUAUCAUCUAGCAAUAAUGGAGCUACAACUACAACAAAUAGUGCUAAUUCACCAGCCAACAAUCUAAAUGGUUCGGCCGCCGGUCACACUCCAGCGAAUGCCACGAAUCAUCACCAUCACAAUAAUCACCAUCACUACAAUGCCAAACAACAUGGCAACAGCUCGGGUUGUGUAAGUGCUACUAACAAUACCUCAACAAAUACAAAUCCUGUUUUCUAUUUAAUGGCCAGCAAUGGUAACACUGGUGCUGUAGGCGGCGGCUGUAGUGCCAAUGCCAUAAGUUCAUCGAACGUCACCACCAGCAGUAAACACACAGGACCCUUUUUAGGGCCACACGCAGGCGCCGCUGUCCAUCAUCCACACUCUCAGCGGGGACUGCAUCAUUUGGCCGAGGGUCGUAAGGCGAAAUUGCGCAGAUUUAAUUCACACGAUACCAGUUCGAAUAUGUUUUCGGUGGCGGAUUUUGAAAAUGCCCGCUUGGCAAGACGUAAUGAAAUCGAAUUGAAACAGAGACUGCAACGACGUAUGCGUCAUGGUUAUAGUGGUGGGACAGGUAGUGGAGGUCUUUUAACAGGAGGACCUUGUGGUCAGGGUUUGCUGACAGGCGGUAUGGGUGAUUAUUCUACGGGUGAUAGUAAAACUUCGAAAAAUAGUAACGAGUCUCAAAAUGAACCCUUGCAGGUGGAAGAGUUUUUGGAACGCUAUUCCCUUCCACGUGUGGUGCGCAUUUCCUAUAAAACACUUUUCUCCAAUGAAACCCUACAAUCUUCUUCAUCCAAUAAUUCAUCCACCGCCACCUCAAACUCAUCAACGAGUGCUAAAAAUACGGCUCCAGCUACCUCUUCAUCCAACGAUGCAAAUAUGUUGAGUUCUAAUUCGAAUAGCAAUACGGGAACCUCUUCUUCAAGUACCUCUUCGGGUAUGGGUGUUGGAGUAAAUGCUAAUCCCUCAUCCCAGACUUUGGGUAGCAAUAGUAGCAAUAAUAGUGGAGGUAAAACUUUACCUAUGGAGGGUAAUCAGACAAAUGAUAAUGCCAAUCAUAAUGGCCAACAUGAGGAGGAACAGGGUGAACUAUUUUUACUAUAUCGACUGGUGCGUCAACGUCAUAUUUAUCAUGGUCAUAAUAGUAAGACUACAGCGGCUAAUCGAAAAAAGGGUGUAAUGAUACCACAGGAAUUUCCAGGCUAUUUCUCUUUACUCAACGACAAGGGUCUGCCCACAGCUACUCUAUACACUUCGCUGGUGCAGUUGGUGCGAGAGCGUGUUUGUAAAUUUGUCUCAGUGGAAAAUAUGCCAGCUUUUAUGGAAUCUCAAGCAAAUGGCAGUAAUGCCAAUUCCCCCACAGAAGGUUGUCUAAAUAUAUAUUCCUCAAACUCGAAUAAUGCCAACAAUCGACCUCAAUAUGUAAAGACCACAGCCCGGGGAGGGCAAGUCUUUAAAUUGUUGGCCGUUUAUGAAGAUGGCAAGCAGGAACAUACAGCUAUAGGCUCUACCAUAUCAUGUGGUGGACUGGGUAAUUCAAAACCCAACUCCAGUCAUGGUCGAGAAAAGGAAAGAAGUCGUUAUGCCCAACUAUUAAAUGAACAAAGACAAACUCUUUAUGUCUCACUGGCUACCAAAGGUAAAUUCUAUGAAAUUGAGCCGGGCAUACCACAAAUACUGCAAAAACGUUUGGAUAUGUCUAGUGAGGCGGGUCAGAAGAAAAUCAAUCCCGAUUGUGUGCAUAGAAUAACGGCCUUGAUAACCCCACUCAAAGAAUUACCCAUGACCCUUAAGUACAUUUCGGGUCCCACAGGCUGUGCCAAUGCAAUACCCGAAAAUAUUUGCAUCAAUAGAAUUACCACUGAAAAUGUGAUUAUAGCCUGUCCCAUAGAAGAUGUCGAUAUGCAAAGUCCUUUGCACUUGCGUAAAUUACAUUUAACCAAAGAAAUGCAAUUGGUCAAAAAUACUUUAGGCUUUGAGAAUGAACAACGCAUGUUGGCCAAUCCCAAUGUACAGAACAUUUUGAAAUUUUGUCAAUUUAACUGUGAUCAGUUUUUAAAAAUGGUAGAAGUAGAAAUUUUACAAAGAUCUGAAAGAUCCAUAUCUAAAUCACGAGUAGAGGGUUUAAAAAUACUUAAGCCCUUGCAUCUGCCCAAAUUGCUGAGAAGAGAAAAGACAACGAUAUCAGCUCAUGAAAAAGAGGAUUCUAUAAUAUUCUUGAGUAAAACGGACUUACAAAAUCUAGAGAAUAAAGAGCAGGCCUUUGAUCAGCAGGCCAAUAGAAUAUCAGAGAAAAUGAAGGUUUUCCAAUCGACCAAAAAGAAAUGGUUUAAGAAACAGGAUAAGAAUUCGGUGAAAUCUUUGACUUCUUUGGAUUUAGAUGUACAGGCCAAGAAAAUGAGCAUGGAACGUUACUCGGAUAUGUCUAAACUACUGCAAGAAAGAUUUGGUGAUAAAACCCAUACACAGCACGAACAUUCAGAAUGUGCUUCGGAACUAAGUGGCGGUAAUUCGGAUAUAGGCUGUUCCGAUACCGAGACCACUACCUUGGCCACCAUUAAUGAAAAGUUUAAUAAGUUCGCCUCGAAUGAAAUCAUGGCUACCGAACCCAAUAUUUUGCAAAAAUCCAUGUCUUUACAAGAUAUCGAUGUUAUAGGCCGGCAACUGCGUAAACCCGAUUUAUUGGCUUCACAUCACACCACAGAUACUAUUUCAGAAGCUGGCACCGAUAUAGAAGACGUGGAGAAUCGUGAACCUCUACAAACCUCGUUUAUAACCGAAAAACUUUACAAUGAGUUUCAUGUGAAAACUAAGCAAUAUAGUAAAUCCUCUUCGAGUUUACAUCAACUGCUCAACUUUUCUCUACCGCAGAAAAUGCAAAUCGGAGAAAAUAAGAGAUCUCUAGCCCAACUGAAAAAUCAAACAAAUCAAAAUCACAGCAAUAGCAACAAUAGAUCUUUUGAUAAAAGACUAGAAUUCAAUAUAGGAGAACCGGUUACCGGUCGUAGAGCUGCUGGUGGCCUCUCCCUCUUGGGCCAUCACUCACAAUCACAAAAUACUUCUUUAAUGUCACCUCUAACACCCUCAAGUCUUAUAGAAGAUGAUUUACCCUAUUCCAGUGUACGAGACUCUUUGAUACUAUCCAGUGAUGAGGGCAGUCCUCCCGAUGUGCCCGCGGGUACUAUACGACAAGCUUUACAUUUAUUAGACUAUACCAAGGAGAAUAUAUAUGCGGAAAUAUGCCAUGAAGCUAGUGCCAUGGGUGGUAUACCUUCUUCUCAAACACGUGAUACAUUUUCGGCAGCUACACAUUCCACACAGAUCUCAGAUGAUUAUGGGGACUAUGCCUCACUCACCUAUACCCCCCAGCAAGCAACAACAGCGGCAACCUCAGCGUCGGCCCACAAUCUUGGUAGUGCUAUAAGUCGUGUACAAAUUAAUUGCUCGGCCAGUCCAGUGUCCUAUCACACUGUUUAUCUGGGCGAUGAACCUUUAGGAGAAAAUUAUGCUGCCGAUAAGGUCAACCACAGCAAGUCAAUAACGAACAGCAACAACAACAACAGUAAAAACCAUAAAGCGCGUAAUGAUGCGCGGUCCCAUGUCACUACCGUCGAUGUGGGUGCUAAUGGCACUAUAGGUGCUAGGGCCUUAAGCGGCAGCCAGUCUGAUUCAGGUGGUCUUGACAAUAUUUAUAAUACGCUCAAAUGAUGACUAAUGUGAUUUAGUUGGAAAUUGGGGGCAUCAGUUUUAAGUGUUAUUAGUGGUAAAUUAUUUUGAAUUGUGCGAUGAUAGUGGGUUUAAAAAUUUUGAUGAAAGUUUGGAGGAGAUUUUAGUUUUUCGUAUAUAAAAAUGGUUCAAGGGAACAGUAUAGGAUUUUUUUUUUGUUAGGUGAAAUAUGAAAUUUAUGUUCAGUUUUAAAUAAUUAGGAACAGAUAAAGCUAUUAAGGUGGAAGAGUGUUACAACUGAUAUAUAAAUCAUUUAUUUUUAAUCAAAAUUUUUGCAAAUUUAUUCAAAUUUACAUGAGAAAUGCUUUAGAGAGUCCUUAAGUUCUUUCCAAAGUUUCUAAAAAACACAAAUACGAUUCUAAUUCAAAGCUUCGCUUAACUAAAAAGCUUUUUUUUCCUAGUAAUAAGUUGUAAAAAAGAUCUCUGUAAAGCUUUUUUUAAAUAAUAAUAACAACAAUUUCCAAUGAUUUCGGUAUAGAACCAGGUGAUUGGUAGAAAGAAAAACUUCUAAGGAGCUUUUCUCAUAUAUUAAGCUUAAAUCUUUAAUCAAAGCAUUCAAUAAUUUCGUUAAAAUUUUAAUUAACUUUUUAUUAAAAGUUAAUUUACCCAGUUGUGGUAAAUUUGUGAAAUCAAAGUUUUGCUACAGAUUUUUUCUCCAAUUAAACUUAAGUUCUAAAUCGAUCUCGGUAAAACUUUGUUUAAAGUUGUAAAACGAUAAUUUGUCAUGGCUUUGUUUUAAUUUUUAUAAAAGCAAACCUUUUCGUUAAAAGCUUUUUUCCCUAACAUUCGAUAAUUUCAAAAGCGAAACCUGAUUUUGAACUAAAAAGCUUAAAUACACACUGAGAAAGCUUUAACUUUUUAUAACGUAAACUGACAGUUUUUUAUGAAAUGAUCUCUACUGAAUAUAUACAUAGUUCUAAUCUAAUCGCUUAAUUACGAAAUAUAAAAAGCUUUUUAUAUUCAAAAAGCUUUAGAAUUUUGAUCAUCCCUUUCAGCUAAAUAUGAACUUUAACCUAAAAGAGAAUAUACAUUUGAAUGAAGUCUAGAUUAUACAUUUGACUGUAGUCUAGAUUAUAGACUAGACUAUAGACUAGACUAUAGACUAGACUAUAGACUAGACUAUAGACUAGACUAUAGA